AACUAAAGACAGCUAUGGCUGUGGGAAGCGCUCUCUCUCUCUCUUUCUGUGUGUAUGUGCUGGUAUGUAGUUGCUCUUAAAUACACUACAACCUCCCUCGGUUACGCUUCCUCGCUACACACAUUAGACAAGACUACAGUGAACAGGUAAAAGUAGAAGCAGACCACACCAGCCAUGGAGGGACUCUACUUUGAAGUGAAACCCAGAAGAGAUGGACCCCCCAGGCCACGGAGUUCUGAGAAACCCUGUCCUUAUAUAACUUCAAACCACCGCUCAUGUCCAUCACUUUCACAUCUCACGUCUUCCACACUUUGUCCUCAGAAACUCACCUCUGCUAGGAAGAUUGCAACAUGGGGGGGAAAGGUAGAGGAAGAAGGAGAGGAGGAGGAGGAGGAGGAGGUACGAUACAAACUGACAUUGAUUGGUUCUCUGCCGGUCCACCACCUGACUACUAUGGCCAUGCUGCCUUGGGUGGUGGCUGAGAUCAGGAAGUCUCAGUCUGCAGAGAAGGAACUGGGUUUUGGGUUGCGGUCUGGAGGUCCAAGAGGUGGACAGUUGGACCCUUCUACCUGCAAUCAGACAGUUUUUUUGUGUGUGUCGGCAUCAUGGGUGCGAUGUGUGUCCGUUCUGGGAGAGGGAGUUGUCUGGGACCCUCUGACACACACAGUGCUGUUUGAAUGUCGCCCUCACCAGGUGACUAAGCUAAUUCACAACAGCCAGGAGCCCAGCAGCUUUGGCUGCCUGGUCAGAAACACACCAAACUGUGCCUGCUAUGUCUUCCAGUGCCAGGACAGCACUAAGGUUCCUGAGAUCAUCAGUACGUUGAGGCAGGCUGGCAAGAGUUCGGCACGCAACGAUGACAUCACCACCAUUUCCAACAAAACUUCCUCUGGAGGUAGUGAUCCCUCUGAAAAAUGUUUUCCUUCUCUCUCUAUGACGACAACCUCCGUGGCACCCUCUGUUGCUAUGUCUCCGACAGCCUUUGCCAAGAAGUUCGAGGUGCUGUUUUGCGGCCGUGUGAGUGUUGCUCACAAGAAAGCCCCUCCUGCCCUGAUUGAUGAGUGCAUCGAGAAGUUUAGCCAGUUGCAUGGCUCAGGGAUGAGUGAUAGAGGAGGAAAUAGCGGUGGAUUUGUGGGUGGGCUGAGGAGGGCAUUAACCUUGCCAUCCAAUGGACUCGGGAGUGGUGGUGUUGGUAAUGGUGCUGCAGGGAGCCCAACCACCGGGAAGCGUCCUGUCUUGUUUAAAAGAGACCCCAGCUUUCCCUGUCUGCAGGCCCUGGAUGAGAAUGGACUCUCACCAGAGAUCUCUCACACCAACACUACUGACGCACACUCCCACUCCGCUGGAGUACAGCCCACCAGCCUGCAAGAGAACAGGACCAUGCUGUUUACGGUGGGCAGGUCUCAGAUCUUCUUGGUUAGUCCAGACACUAAGAAAGUUGCCAUAGAGAAGAGUUUCAGAGAAAUCUCCUUCUGCUCACAGGGUAUUCGCCAUGUGGAUCACUUUGGCUUCAUUUGCAGGGAGACUGUGGAAGGAGGGAGCUGCCACUUUGUUUGCUAUGUCUUCCAGUGCACCGACGAAUCACUGGUGGAUGAGAUCAUGCUGACUUUGAAGCAGGCGUUCUCUGUGGCAGCCCUACAGCAGAAUGCAAAGACCCAGAGCCAGCAGUGUGACAGCUGCCCCAUGCAGCAGCUCCACAGACUGUGUGAGAGGAUAGAAGGUCUACACCCAUCUAAAACCAAGCUGGAGCUUCAGAAACACUUGGCCACUCUGGACAACCAGGAGCAAGCUUCAGUCUUUGAAAACACUAUGAGGGCUCGUCCUAAGAGUGACCAGGAAGAGAACGAGUUGGUGAUGGCCUCUUUGAGGAAUCUGUAUGAGGAGAGACAGAGGAGCCAUCAGCACACACUGCCUGGAGACAGCAAACAGGCGUGUGAGGAGGCAGCUCCAGCCCCAGUGGAGGCGCAGCAGCAGAGUAGCAGUCGGCAACGACUUGAGCAGUUCAAGAGCCGAGCCAAGCGCUCUCUCACUGAGUCCCUGGAGGGGAUCUGGAAGGGGACCAGCAAGGCCAGAGCUCAGAGGGACUACAGGGACUACAGUGUAGGAAGUGACAGCGGCUCUUCCAUUUGUACGGUCAACAGCAGCCAGGACCAGCCUUGUCAAGAUGACCCCUUGCCUGCCUCCUCCCAGCUGCGACCCACCAGCCCACUCAGGUGCCACAACUCAACAGGUGACCUGAAGCGCCUUGACUCCAUUCUCCCACUGUCUCCUUCCUCCUACUCUUUACCCGGUGAUGCCCAGCCACAGGGCUUCCGUCGACGGGCCAGCACCUUCAGUCACCCUCCCACCCCUUCCUCAACAGAGUACUCAUCGGUGCAUAUAUUAACUCACACACCACAGGACCCUACUGCAGCUACCAAGCCCAAGCUCGUACGACACUACUCCGUCAGUACCGACACUCCACACCAGAGCAACUCUCCAUUUUCCUUGCUCUUUCUCUUCACCCUUUUUUCUGUUUUCAUACUUUCUUUGCUCUCUCUUUCUGUAUUUGCACUGUUUCUCAGACAUGUCCCAACCGACUCCACCCUUCCUCCUAUUCCUCCCUGCCCUUUAUCUCCCUCUCCUCUCCUCCCUCAUCAUCCUUCCUCACCUUCUACUGGAGCCCGGUUCAAUAAAAGAAGUCCUCUCGGUGGUCUGCGUGCUCGUCUCCACUCGUCCUCCUCUGUCCCUAAUUUUCUGAAAUUUCAAUUUCUGACCCCUGUCCAAGAGAAUGAUUAUUCUGAGCCAAAGAGCAGUGAUGUAGCAGCUCUGUCCACACCAACUGCAGCAUGUGGGGUGGGGGGAAGUCCUCUGCGUAGCCACCGGCACUCAUGGAGGCAACAGAUCUUCCUACGGGUCGCUACACCUCAGAAGAACACAGAAACCAACGAGCGGGGGGAUACCUGUCUAGAAGGGGGUCGAUUAUGUGUGGGCCAAGUGGGAGUUGGAGGAAGUGGGGACUUGUCCAUCAGGGUGGUGCCUGAGGAGAGGACGAAAAGGAGCAAAGAGGAGCUGAGGGAACUCUGGAGGAAAGCCAUCCUGCAACAGAUCUUGCUGCAGAGGAUGGAGAGGGAGAACCAGAAACUACAGGCCUCUGAGAGCGAUCUGCAGAACAAGCGUCUGAAGCUGGACUACGAGGAAAUCACUCCAUGUCUGAAGGAGGUCACUCUGGUCUGGGAGAAGAUGCUGGGAACUCCUGGGAGGGCAAAGGUCAAAUUUGACAGAGAGACCAUACAUGCUGCUGUUGCACAAGGUGUCCCAAGGCAACAUCGAGGUGAGAUCUGGAAGUUUCUCUCUGAACAGUACCUGCUCAGGCAGACGGUCCCCUCCCGACCCCCCACCAAUUGCACUCCGUACAAAGAGCUGCUGAAACAGCUCACCUCGCAGCAACAUGCCAUCCUCAUCGAUCUGGGUCGAACUUUCCCCACUCAUCCAUAUUUCCAAGCCCAGCUGGGGGCAGGACAGCUAUCUCUGUAUAAUUUACUGAAAGCCUACUCACUGCUGGACCCUGAGGUGGGCUACUGCCAGGGCCUGUCCUUCAUUGCUGGAGUGCUGCUGUUACACAUGGGGGAGGAGGACGCCUUCAACAUGCUCAAAUUUCUAAUGUAUGACGUGGGUCUCCGCAAACAGUACAGGCCUGACAUGAUUAUCCUGCAGAUUCAGAUGUACCAGUUGUCGCGGCUGCUCCAUGACUACCACAGGGAUCUUUACAGCCACCUGGAGCAGCAGGAGAUCGGGCCCAGCUUAUACGCCACCCCCUGGUUUCUCACCGCCUUCGCCUCACAUUUCCCCCUUGGCUUUGUGGCCAGAGUCUUUGAUAUGUUGUUCCUGCAGGGGUCCGAGGUCAUCUUUAAGGUGGCCUUGAGCCUGCUGGGGAGCCACAAGCCUUUGAUCCUGCAGCAUGAGAACCUGGAGUCUAUAGUGGACUUCAUCAAGACCACACUGCCCAACCUGGGCCUGGUGCAGAUGGAGAAAACCAUCAACCAGGUUUGUGAAAUAGACGUGUCCAAGCAGCUCCAGGCCUAUGAGGUAGAGUACCAUGUGUUGCAGGAUGAGCUGCUGGACACGCCCCCGACCCUCAACCAACACCAGCGAGCUGCACAGCUGGAGAGGACCAAUCAGAGCCUCCGACAGCAGAACCUCGACCUGCUUGAGGAGCUGCAGGCGUCACAUGCUCACGUCUGCAGCCUGGAGAGCCAAGUGGAGGCUUUUGCCCAGUCGGAAGGCCAGCUGAGGGAGCAGGUUUCUGCACUGGAGGAGGAGAAGAAGCAGCUAGCGAGCACCGUCACACGCCUCCAGGACCUCCUCGCCAGCCUCGGCAUAUACACCACCCCUGAUGGACACACACUCCCCCCACCCUCUGAAAGACACACAGCAACAGUGGAAGACAGAGAGGGGCUGGCAAACAAGACUGUGGACUCCCUUCCCCACCCUUUGGCUCUUCCAGAGGGUUCAUAACUGCAUCUAAUAAUCUUCCAACUGGUAAGGUCAACCGGCGGAGGAGCCAGUUGUGGAAGGACCAUGAAGAGAAGGUCGAGUGAGAUGUUAAGAUGACUCUCUAGCUCGACCUUUAUCCUCUUCCCAGGCUCCAGAAUGUUUUAAUAAAAAGAGGAAAUUCUGAGGUAGUUGGACCUAAAACAGAGAGGAGAAGAAUGGAAAUAGAACAAAAAUGGGGAUGAGGUUAAAGGAGAAUGAAAAAUAUAGGAUGGCACCUUUGAGUAUUAUCCCAAAACGCCAUGAGUGCCCUCUUCCUGCUCUCUAACAAAAUAUAAAUGAACAUGUGAUUUGACCAACAAUCCCCAAAGAUAGCACUGUCCCCCUGGGCCUCUACUGUAAAAACAGUUACAUUUGCACCUGUACUUGUAUGUGUCUGUGUUUUAUGCUCCUGCGAGAAGGGUUGUUUAAAUGUGUCGGAUGCAACAAGGCUAAAAUAGCCAAAGACUGUCCUUAUUAAUAUAAAACAAGCUCGAACAAAGAACAUGUUAUUGAUCACACUUACACAUAGUAAGUAAUACAAAGAAGAAAUGUUUCCAAAGCAAAAAUAAGAGGAGGGAAGUUUGACAAGAAAGUGAGAUGAAGGGACGGGUGAAGAAAUAUACUUCAUGACAGUUUUUUUUUUUUUUUUUUAUUAUAAAAGUUGAAUAUUGACAUAAGCUAAAUGAUAUUAGAUCUUGGAUGGUGGUGCCUGUAUUCAGAGGUCAAAGGUGAGCUAUUUUUUAUUUCUCCUCCGUAUUUCUGGUCUUCCACGGUUUUGUGUCCUGAUCCUGUAUGUUUUAAACUUCAUUUAGUUACAGUAGCUUGCAGGAAGAGUAACACAAUAAAUCCAGUCCAUUUCACAUCCUGUUUUUUCACCUUUGAAUCCAUCUGUGUAGAAAAGGGAAUGGAUGCCGUUUCAGCAGAAAACUUUAAAACAGUAGCUGUACAGUGCAGACUUCCACAGAUCAAUUACUUUAAAUUACUGCAAAACACACUAUGUCUAGAACUUCAAAUAGGUAACCUCUGCUGUUGAGACAAUCUGUCAGCUUUGAGUCAUUUACUGUAUUCAACACACUGAAUUCCUUCAACCCGAGCUACAGCUUGGCGUGUUUGUAUGUGAAUGUCUAAAUGUGUUACUGUGCACUUCACUGAUGGCAACAAAUCUGUAGAUUUACACUGUAAAGAUAUCUUGCUUUUACUCCUGACUCUUCUUGCACAUGUGUUUUGUUUUAAUUGAUUAUUGCUAUUAUUGUUGUUCUGUACUUUAAAAUACAUUUCAUAUCCUUUCAGCACAUCUGAAGCCUGGUUUUGUUUUGUGUGUUUUCCUGCAUACAGUAUAAACGCAUAUGUGUCAAGUGUCGGACUGUUAAAGAUGGUGUAGAUUGGAUCUCCUCCUGUCUAAACAUGUCAGUCACUUUGAAUGCUGUGGGCUUGAUAUAAGGUGCCAAGCAUAUGGAAAUAUACUGUACACAUUUCCAGGAACUGGCAUGAAAUGGCAUGUCGGGACAAGUUGUGGCUCUGUUAGCAUGUGUGUACACAAGAGAAAAAGCAACAACAGUGGAACCUCAGCCAAAUAAAUCAAAAGAAUACACAAUAAAACAAUUUGCCAUAA
This is a messenger RNA of Siniperca chuatsi (mandarin fish), 6127 nucleotides long. RefSeq names its product TBC1 (tre-2/USP6, BUB2, cdc16) domain family, member 1 (gene tbc1d1). The transcript is spliced from 24 exons. NCBI's taxonomy places the organism in Eukaryota, Metazoa, Chordata, Actinopteri, Centrarchiformes, Sinipercidae. The record is from RefSeq and is a predicted model, not a curated record. The coding region runs from base 175 to 4497 and encodes 1440 amino acids.